AUGGCCACUCAUGCGCUUCCUCCGCUCCCAUAUGCAUACGAUGCUCUGGAGCCAGUGAUCUCAAAGCAGAUCAUGGAGCUUCAUCAUCAGAAGCACCAUCAAACCUACAUUAACAACCUUAAUGCCGCGCUUGCUGCCCAUACCUCGGCUACCCAGGCCAACGACGUCCCUGCCCUCAUUGCCCUGCAGCAGAAGAUCAAGUUCAAUGGCGGCGGUCACAUCAACCACUCCCUCUUUUGGAAGAAUCUCACCCCUCCUGGCAGCCCCGAAAAUAACCUGGCGAAGUCCGCCCCCUCCCUGAAAGAUGCCAUUGUAUCCCGUUGGGGCUCCGAAGGCAAGUUCGUCGACGCAUACAGUGCUGCAAUGUUGGGGAUUCAGGGGAGUGGAUGGGCAUGGCUUGUCAGCACUGGGGGGCCGAAAGGUCGUCUUGAGAUUACUACGACCAAGGAUCAAGACCCAGUCACUGCAUCUGACAUUCCACUCGUGGGGUCUGAUCUCUGGGAGCAUGCCUUCUAUCUAGAUUAUCUGAACAACAAGGCGGGAUAUGUUCAAAACUUUUUCAAGGUCAUCAACUGGGCUGAAGCCGAGAAGCGUUAUACGGCCGGUGUGGAGAACCCAGUGAAGCUGUGA
Penicillium macrosclerotiorum is the source of this 630-nucleotide messenger RNA. RefSeq names its product superoxide dismutase. The transcript is spliced from 2 exons. Gene Ontology annotation, cellular component: mitochondrion. Bases 1 to 630 code for a protein of 209 amino acids. NCBI's taxonomy places the organism in Eukaryota, Fungi, Ascomycota, Eurotiomycetes, Eurotiales, Aspergillaceae. The record is from RefSeq and is a predicted model, not a curated record. Gene Ontology annotation, biological process: superoxide metabolic process. Gene Ontology annotation, molecular function: metal ion binding; superoxide dismutase activity.